This is a messenger RNA of Talaromyces atroroseus, 981 nucleotides long. RefSeq lists its product as hypothetical. Gene Ontology annotation, cellular component: ERCC4-ERCC1 complex; nucleotide-excision repair factor 1 complex; nucleus. The transcript has a single exon. Bases 1 to 981 code for a protein of 326 amino acids. The record is from RefSeq and is a predicted model, not a curated record. Gene Ontology annotation, biological process: UV-damage excision repair; meiotic mismatch repair; nucleotide-excision repair. Gene Ontology annotation, molecular function: damaged DNA binding; single-stranded DNA binding. NCBI's taxonomy places the organism in Eukaryota, Fungi, Ascomycota, Eurotiomycetes, Eurotiales, Trichocomaceae.
AUGGACCCUAAAUCGAAUAACCUAGCUAACAGACCCCAAAGUUCAAGCCCGGCAACAACAACAAAGGUCCAGCAGCCCAAACCACAAGCUCUCCCUAAUCGUGCCGCUCCAUCAGCCAUACAAGUAUCGACUCGCCAGAAGGGGAACCCAAUUUUGAACCAUGUGAAACUGGUGCCAUGGGAAUAUGCCGAUAUACAAGCCGACUACGUUCUGGGCACAACAACCUGCGCUCUGUUUCUCUCCUUGAAGUAUCAUCGACUACGCCCCGAGUAUAUCUACGCCCGGAUACGGCUUAUCGCUGGCAAAUACAACCUGCGCAUCCUGCUUGUUAUGGUGGACAUACAAAGCCACGAGGAGACGCUAAAGGAGCUUUCCAAGACUUCCAUAGUGAACAACGUGACUUUGAUUUUAUGUUGGUCAGCGCCCGAGGCCGCGCAUUACUUGGAACUGUUCAAGUCGUCCGAGCACGCGCAGCCCACUGCCAUUCGGACGCAGCAGGCGCAGUCCUAUCGAGAAAGUGUCAUUGAGUUUAUCACGGCCCCGCGAAGUGUGAACAAGUCGGAUGCAGCUAGUUUGAUGUCCACAUUUGGUAGCCUCCAGACAGCCAUCAAUGCGCAGCCCGAGCAGAUCAGCUCUGUUCCUGGCUGGGGAGAGAAGAAGGUACGGCAAUGGUCUAGUGCCGUUCGCGAGGAUUUCAGAGUUGAGUCGUCCAAGAAGAUGGUAGCUCCUCCGAGAGAUAUGAACCUAGAUACGCAGAGUGCCGACGAAGAUUCGGCAUUGGAUCGCGGCAUGGAAGAUAUAGAAGAUGAGGAUGCAGAAGAAAUGCUCCUUGCUUCGGCUCAGAAGGCUAGCGAAAUACAGGCUGAGCAGCAGUCGCCUGGUGAGAUGACUUUAACCAAGAAGAAUACCCAGGAAGCAGAAGAGGGCAUGACCGAGGGCAUCAUGGACGCUUUAUCCAAGUUACGAGAACGCAAUGGUUGA